Molecule: messenger RNA, 3205 nt
Organism: Choloepus didactylus (southern two-toed sloth)
Lineage: Eukaryota; Metazoa; Chordata; Mammalia; Pilosa; Megalonychidae
Gene: CACNB3
Product: calcium voltage-gated channel auxiliary subunit beta 3
Exons: 13
Coding region: 631-2133 (500 amino acids)
Biological process (GO): regulation of voltage-gated calcium channel activity; neuromuscular junction development; calcium ion transmembrane transport
Cellular component (GO): voltage-gated calcium channel complex
Molecular function (GO): high voltage-gated calcium channel activity; protein binding
Source: RefSeq, a predicted model, not a curated record
AACCCGCGGCCUCUCCUUCCCCUGCUCGGGUCUCGUCUCCCUCCGCGUCUCGGCGCCCCCUCCCCUCCCCCGCUCCAGCCCUUUGUUUCCCGACGGAGUAUUUCCUGGGUUGCCGCGCGUCUGCGGCCCCGCAUCUCUCCUCGCCCCGCCUCCUCCAAGCCUGGAUCCGCCCCGCCCGCAGUCUCUCCUCCCUUUCCUCCCCGCCGCCCCGCUGCCCCAUAGGUGCUAGGGGACCCGCCUUCUACCUAGCUCGGGUCUACCACCCCCUCCCGGCCCAGGCGCGGGCUCCCCCAGUGGCCGGCCCCCCACCGCCACCCCCGCCUUCUCCCGGGGAGGGGGCAGGUGGGCGGGCACCAUUGUUGUAGGAGCCGGCGCCAGAUUCCUCAGCCGCUGCUGGGGUGGGACCAGCAGGGUUUGGAGGGGGUGGAGUGGGGGGAGCGGUGAUUUGAGCUGGGAGCAGCUGGGCUUCGCGGCUCGCUCCCUCCUUCGUGCUCUCUCGCUCGCCGCCGCCGCCGCCCGCCGGGCUGCGGGGCUCGGUGGCAUCUCUCGGGCGCGGCCGCUGCCUUCGCCCCUGCCUCCGGGCCGCUCCCGCCCCCGGCGCCGCUCGCUCCCCCCCACCCGGACUCCCCCAUGUAUGACGACUCCUACGUGCCCGGGUUUGAGGACUCGGAGGCGUGCCCUGCACACUGGAGCCCAGGGGUCACAGCCUCUCUCCGCUCUCAGGGUUCAGCCGACUCCUAUACCAGCCGCCCAUCUCUGGACUCAGACGUCUCGCUGGAGGAGGACCGGGAGAGUGCCCGGCGCGAAGUGGAGAGCCAGGCUCAGCAGCAGCUUGAAAGGGCCAAGCACAAGCCCGUGGCAUUUGCUGUGAGGACCAAUGUCAGCUACUGUGGUGUACUGGAUGAGGAGUGCCCAGUCCAGGGCUCUGGAGUCAACUUUGAGGCCAAAGAUUUUCUGCACAUUAAAGAGAAGUACAGCAAUGAUUGGUGGAUCGGGAGGCUAGUGAAAGAAGGCGGGGACAUCGCCUUCAUCCCCAGCCCCCAGCGCCUGGAGAGCAUCCGGCUCAAACAGGAGCAGAAGGCCAGGAGAUCCGGGAACCCCUCCAGCCUGAGUGACAUUGGCAACCGACGCUCCCCUCCUCCAUCUUUAGCCAAGCAGAAGCAAAAGCAGGCAGAACAUGUUCCCCCAUAUGAUGUGGUACCCUCCAUGCGGCCAGUGGUGCUGGUGGGCCCCUCUCUCAAAGGUUAUGAGGUCACAGACAUGAUGCAGAAGGCUCUCUUCGACUUCCUCAAACAUAGGUUUGAUGGCAGAAUCUCCAUCACCCGCGUCACAGCUGACCUCUCGCUGGCAAAGCGAUCUGUGCUCAACAAUCCUGGCAAGAGGACCAUCAUUGAACGUUCCUCUGCCCGCUCCAGCAUUGCUGAAGUACAGAGUGAGAUUGAGCGCAUAUUCGAGCUGGCCAAAUCCCUGCAGCUGGUAGUGUUGGAUGCUGACACCAUCAACCACCCAGCACAGCUGGCCAAGACAUCACUGGCCCCCAUCAUCGUCUUUGUCAAAGUCUCUUCACCGAAAGUUCUCCAGCGCCUCAUCCGCUCCCGAGGGAAGUCACAAAUGAAGCACCUGACUGUACAGAUGAUGGCAUAUGAUAAGCUGGUUCAGUGUCCCCUGGAAUCAUUUGAUGUGAUUCUGGAUGAGAACCAGCUGGAGGAUGCCUGUGAGCACCUGGCUGAGUACCUGGAGGUUUACUGGCGGGCCACCCACCACCCAGCCCCUGGCCCUGGCCUUCUGGGCCCUCCCAGUGCCAUCCCUGGACUUCAGAACCAGCAGCUGCUGGGGGAGCGUGGCGAGGAGCACUCGCCCCUGGAGCGGGACAGCUUGAUGCCUUCAGAUGAGGCCAGUGAGAGCUCACGCCAAGCCUGGACAGGAUCUUCGCAGCGAAGCUCCCGGCACCUGGAGGAGGACUAUGCAGAUGCCUACCAGGACCUGUACCAGCCUCACCGCCAACACACCUCAGGGCUGCCUAGUGCUAACGGGCAUGACCCCCAAGACCGGCUCCUAGCCCAGGACUCGGAGCACAACCACAAUGACCGGAACUGGCAGCGUAACCGGCCCUGGCCCAAGGAUAGUUACUGACAGCCUCCUGCUGCCCUGUGCGGGCAGACACAGGCGCAGCUGACUGGGGCAUCCCCUCCAGGCAGGUUGGUGUUAGACUGGCAUUAGGCUGGCACUAGUCUCAGCCCCGACAACCUCUGCCCAGGCCCAGCUCCAGGGUUGCCUGGGGUCCUAGGGUUCUGGGAGAAGCAGGGGAUCUCCUCAUCUCCUGGGCACAGUGACUUCCCUAGGCUCCCAAUCCAGGUACUAGCUGUGUGUUCUGCACCCCUGGCACCUUCCUCUCCUCCUGCACAAGAAGCUGCCCCAGUGGGCAGUGCCCUCAGGCCAGGAUCCCCUUAGCAGGGACCUUCCCACCAGACUCAGGGAAGGAUGCCCCCUCAAAGUGACAAGAGGGUAAGGAUGUGGGCAGUAUGGCAUGAGGAAGAAACCAGAUCCCUGACCAGGCACAAAUCCUAACAGUCAAGGGACUCGGGUCAGGCUUUGGGGUCUGAGGACCUCCACUCACCUCACUGCCAUACAUUAGAAAUGAGACAAUCAGAGCCCAUCCGGGUGGGACUCCCAUCAAUCAGCUGGGGCGGGGCAUCCAAGUACAGGACUGGAGCAACAAGCAGGUUAGGCCAAGGUGAAAGACCUCACAGCUGAAGCUCCUGGAGGGAAGGCUCUCCUCACUCUGCCAGGAAGCUUAACAUCUGACAGGACUGGGGCCAGGAGCAUGGUCAAGCCAGAGGGAGGGCAGGAGUCAACCUGGACUCGGGGUUUGGGAAGAGAGGGCAUGUGUAGCACAGAAAGUAUGGAACAGCUUUGGGGGGCCUCCUCACCCCCCUCAUUCUUUUGCCCUUGCAUCUCAUCUCUCUUCUUCUUGCCCCUCAUGUCUCCUGGGGGAUACGAGCCCCAAACUUUAUUCCCUAAUUCAUAGCUGCUGCUUGUUAAGUUAGGGUUAGAUGGGGAGAGAUAGGACACAGUGGACAGACCCCAGAGGCCUGUCUACCUGGCUACCCUCACCUUAUGGCUCUAGCGUAUGACCUACAGAGCAUGUUCCAUGAGACCCCGCCCCCACUGCACUGCCAUCUCUAAUAAAACACCAUGCACAGUC